This is a messenger RNA of Dermochelys coriacea (leatherback sea turtle), 2168 nucleotides long. RefSeq names its product E3 ubiquitin-protein ligase TRIM39-like. NCBI's taxonomy places the organism in Eukaryota, Metazoa, Chordata, Testudines, Dermochelyidae. Gene Ontology annotation, molecular function: protein binding. Bases 16 to 753 code for a protein of 245 amino acids. The record is from RefSeq and is a predicted model, not a curated record. The transcript has 3 exons.
ACCGGAUUGCGUCUGAUGCCACGUGGGUCAGCUCAGCUGCUUCCUCCUCCGCCCUUCUGCGACCGUCCGGCUCGGCCCCACAGCACCCAGCUGGGAGGGGAGCCGGGGACCCCACUGCAGCCCCCCGGGCCGGGGGAGCACCCCAGGAGCGGCCGGAGCAGCAGAGACACUCUGCCAUCGGAAAUGGAGAGGGACUGUUGGAAGAGGCUGUUGUCGUAUACAAAGGCAAGCGUGACUCUGGAUCCAGACACGGCCCAUCCCAUCCUCGUCGUGUCUGAGGAUGGGAAAAGUGUGAGACGAGCAGAGGCGUUGCUGGACCUGCCUGACAUGCCGGAGAGAUUCGACACAUGUCACUGCGUGCUGGGCUCCGAGGGGUUCACCUCGGGGCGACGUUACUGGGAGGUGGAGGUGGGGAAUGGGCAAUACUGGGCUGUGGGAGUGGCCAGAGACUCUGUGAGGAGGAAGGGACGGAUCAGCCCUAGCCCUGAGGAGGGGAUCUGGGCUAUGGGGAUGCACGGGGUUAAGGGUCAUUGUAAAAUAUACCAUUUUUUCUCCUCCCCUGGCACCCAGUUGAUCUCGUGGGAUACCAUAAAGAGGAUAGGGGUUUCUCUAGAUUACGAAGCGGGGCAGGUAGCAUUUUUGGAUGCUGAUUGGAAGUCCCUGUUAUUCUCUUUCCCUCCGGCCUCUUACAAUGGGGAGAGGAUCCACCCUUUCUUCUGGGUGCGGGGAUCCCAGCUCAGACUGUGUUCUUGAGACAAGGGGCUGGGGAGAUGGGGAGUGUCCCCCUGGGAAUGCUAAAAUGGGCUUCUCUAACCCCCAAGAUCCGAACCCCAGUGUCCUUGGAGGACUCCCAUCUCUCCGAGCCCCUGGACCUCCUCCUUUCCCCGGCAAUGUCUCAGCGCGCCCAUAAAGAGCCGGCUGGGGCCUGGGCAGAGAAUCUCCUUGCAGCAGGUGUCCCCCAGCCCAUUUCUCGCUGCGCUGGGUGGCUCUGGAGGACUCUAGCUGGGCUGCCCAGGCUUGGAACCAGCACCCCAGCGGUCAGACCCGUCACGGGGCCCCCCUUAAUUCUUUGGGCCACGGAGCCCCUGGCUGGGUGACUUCUGCGGGGAGUGGAGUUUGGGGGUAGGAGGCUGAGUUUUGUCGGAGGCUGCCGGCGGGGCAGCUGCUGGGUUUCUGUGAUGGGGUUUUCUGAGGAGCUGAAGGGAAUUAGGCACCCAAAUCCCCUUGUAAUUCCCUCCCUGCCGCUCUGUUGGAAAUCCCAGCUGUGCAGUGUAAACUCUUCUCCGAGUUCAGAGCAAUCUGGAUAAAGAUCGCUACUUAAGACAUCCUUGGGUUUUACGUCAUUGGCGGCUGGCUCGUUAAACUCCCGCUCGCUCACGUAACUCUCCUUGCCAAAGCGGGUAGGCUUCAUGGGGCUGGAUGGCCCGGUUUAAUGGAUACCUUUUCAGUGGCAACGGGCCCUUGUGCCUACCUACUACUGCCCUGUGGUAUCUCCAGAGGAAAGAGUGGGCCUGAUCCUUAGUUACACAAACGCCUCUGAUGCCACUCAGGCAGCGCAAAAGCGCCUUUACUACAUUACUAGGUGUGUUACCGUAGCGGGUAGGAGUCCAAGUUACGGACCGGGACCUGGUUUGCUAGCGGCUGAAAGAAAAGAUGUCCCUGCACCUGGCAGCUUCCAGUGCAAGGCAAGCGACCAGAGCUGGAGACAGGCAGACAGACAGAGAGGGAAGGGGAUAUUUCUCAUACCAGAAACCCCCUCCCACGAUGCCUCCCAACAUCCAUAAACCGCCACAGUGCCAGAUGCUCUGCUGCAUCCUCCAUGCUCCUUUACGCUGUUCUCUGCUCCUCAGGGGUAGCCUUGGCUAACUAUAAGUUUGUUUUUUAUAAAUAAUUUUGAAUAGCAACAUUCAUUUUAAGCCAUUUUCUAUUUCGAUCUGUUUAGAUGUUCACCCUUUUGUACAAUUGUGGGUUUCAAGCAUUUUCAGCUUUUCUCUAGGGCAACUUUCACAUGGGAAGGACAGCAAAUAAGAGGGGGUCAGACCAUUGUUAUUUCAUGACAGACGCUGGCAGGCAAAACAAAGUGGAAGCUUUAGACCCUUUGAACACAACUGUACAUUUGUGCUGUUGACAAAGUGAAUCUUUUUAAAAUCAUACUUUUAAGUUCUCAA